Messenger RNA from Sabethes cyaneus, 2413 nucleotides. RefSeq names its product toll-like receptor 3 (gene cDIP). Gene Ontology annotation, molecular function: protein binding. The transcript has 2 exons. The record is from RefSeq and is a predicted model, not a curated record. NCBI's taxonomy places the organism in Eukaryota, Metazoa, Arthropoda, Insecta, Diptera, Culicidae. The coding region runs from base 38 to 2146 and encodes 702 amino acids.
CAAGCGGAAACAUACGAUUGCAUAACCGAGCUUCAAUAUGUGGAACAUUUAUUUACUGAGCAUAAUACCAUUGACAAUCUGGAGCGGAACUGUGGUUUCAGCAAUAACAUUGAGAUGCACUAGUGAAAAUGAUUACUACACCCGUAAUUGUACUUUUGAUGGCGUUCAAAUAGAAGAAGUUUUUGCCGAUGUAUCCUUCAGCACGGGAUAUCAUUAUAACACACCAAAUAAUUUCAAGUUCAUCAACUCAAAAAUGAUCGAGAUCCCCAAAAAGUUAUUCGAAGUAUACAGCUCAGUCCAGCAGCUAAGUGUAGUGGCAUGUGGCAUUGAGUCAGUCACAAGGUAUACAUUCGAAAGAGCGUCCCAGUUAUUAAUACUUAACAUGUCUUCAAACAAACUGAAUGAACUUCAGAAUUAUGUUUUUGCUGGUGCUAACCGAUUGACAGUGUUGGAUCUAAGCAAAAAUAACAUUUCAAAUAUUGAAGAGAAGGCAUUUUCAAACUUAGCCAUGCUGCAAUCACUCUUCAUGUCCAGUAACCGUUUAAAACACCUAAAGGAUAGCACAUUUGUUUCAUUAACUGGUAUCCGGAAACUUAGUUUGUCAAGGAAUGAAUUGGAAGUUCUGCAACCCGAUCUUUUCGCAGCUAACUCGUUAUUGUCUAUGCUUUUUAUACAAAACAAUCAGCUUGUUCUACUUGACAAAGACCUGUUUAAAAACGUGACAGGAAUGGAUUACUUGUGGCUAGCUAAUAACAGUUUAACAAGUUUAGAAUUUAACAAACUAAACGUGAAAAGACUCAAUGUAAUGAACAAUAAACUCAAACUGUUGAAGAUUAAUGCUGGAGUUGUAGAGCUGUAUGCUGGGAGCAACAACAUCACAAACAUUGACAUUGAAAACGCAAGCAGCCUGCAAUUAAGUACAUUAGAUUUAUCCUGGAAUAAACUGCACACUUUGGAUGCCCUCAAAAAUGUUUCAUCGCUAAAAUUUUUAGAUUUAUCGCACAAUUCAAUCGGACCGUUAAAUCUGACGACUUUUGCCAAAUUUACGGAGCUGCAGGAUCUCAACCUUGAGGACACCGGAAUUUCCAAUUUGCAACAUGGUACAUUUUCACAGCAGAGGUCUUUGAAACGGCUCGACAUUUCAUAUAAUAAUCUCAAUCGAAUCGAUUUAGAUAUUUUCACUUCCUCUCAUCAAAUGGAAGAAAUAUUCGUCGAAGGUAAUCGAUUGAAAGAUUUGAAUUACGAGGAAAUCAACAAAAUUUUCCCAGUGCUUAGCAAGAUCAGCAUCGCUGAUAAUAAUUGGAAUUGUUCAUAUCUAACAAAAAUGAUCCGAAGCAUGAACAGUCUGUCAAUUGUAGUAGGAGGAUUCAAAUCAGAGUCACUAACUGCUGAUCAAACGAAUGUCAAAGGAAUUUACUGUUCCGAUGAUAAGAAUCCGAUUAAAAGUUGGAAUGAAACUGCUAAGCAUCUUGACAAGUACUUAAAUGAUUCUACGCCGCUUGUAGUGGAUACCGGUGAAAUCAGAGAAAUUAUGCAAAACGCUAUCGAUGAUGUUAGCCAAUUUAAGGAGCAACGUUCAUUGCUGAUAAACAAAUCAGAACAAUUGGAGGGCGAGAUAUAUGAUCUUACCAAAAAACUCAUUGCACUAGAAAAUGACAUUUACGUUGUCAAAAAAUCAAUCCUAGAUGUAAAGAUGUCCCAGUUGGCAAAUGCAACAAACGAAACUGCGUUCGUAUCUAACGACUUAAGGAAAAUGAUGCAAGAGCUCAACGAUCUUACGUUGGCUAAGUUGAAGCACACCGAAGAAAAUUUUGAUUUUAAAAUCUACCAACAGUCUUUCAAGUAUGAUAAACUGAAAGAGUCCAUCGAAGAAAAUGCUGGAAAACUGCUCGUUUUGAAAAAACAAUUCAGCACGGAUGCAUCUUUCGGACACUACCCAUUGCAACAAGAACUAAAGACGUCUUCUGCAAGCGCUGCUUCGGGUUCUAGUCAAGUAAUAAUGAUUUUUGUUUUGAUCAUUUUAGUAGCUUUACUAGUGAUUGUCUUAGUAGCAGUCUAUCGCAAUCGUUUUGCAUUUGGUGCUCGCAGAAGCGCACGCUUCAGUACGUCCAGUACACUUGCUACAAUGGUAGACAACGAAAUAUAAAGGAUAUCGGAUUCAUGUUUUAUAAAAAAUCAAAAACAUUCAAUGGUUUGCCAUACUUUUUUCGUCAUUCUACGUCGAUAAUUACUGUUAUUAGGCUCGUAUUAUAGUCAGGAUUAAUUUCUUUAAUCACUACAUUUUAUAAGAAAUUUAUGUUUAUGUUUGUUAUAUAUAUCAUUUUCGCCCAAACAAAACUUACAACGAAUUCCACUUAUAACGGGACAGUUAUGACUCACAAUUACAAUAUUUAUAUAAAAGAAAAACAAUUUA